Messenger RNA from Osmerus eperlanus (European smelt), 3201 nucleotides. Its product is annotated as adenylate cyclase type 1-like. Gene Ontology annotation, molecular function: adenylate cyclase activity. NCBI's taxonomy places the organism in Eukaryota, Metazoa, Chordata, Actinopteri, Osmeriformes, Osmeridae. The coding region runs from base 341 to 2953 and encodes 870 amino acids. The transcript is spliced from 14 exons. Gene Ontology annotation, cellular component: plasma membrane. The record is from RefSeq and is a predicted model, not a curated record. Gene Ontology annotation, biological process: cAMP biosynthetic process; adenylate cyclase-activating G protein-coupled receptor signaling pathway; intracellular signal transduction.
GCGCAGGCGUGAUCCAAUCUGAGCCUUGCAAAAAAGCGGAUAGAUCCUGGACUCGACGUCGUAUGCGUGUAUCUGUUAUUGUUAUUUUUCACAAACGAUUAUAAACAUUAGGCCAGUGACAGUCUACUUUUUGGAAUCGUCUUCGAAGGCAACGCGUUUCCUUGGUUACUGAUCUCGACGAACAGUAUUUUCAACCUGUGGAUAGUGCGCGGCGUGCGUCUGGAGAUUACUCUCGGAUCAGUGGUCGGAGCUGUGAUAGCCUAACUGGGACGCGUUGCCCGAAGCCGGCUGCGCGCGGGGUCCGCUGUCUCUUAUUAGGCAGUGAACUGAUUUUCGGUUUAUGAAUGGCACUGACAUGGAGGAAAUUCCGUUUCAGAAAGUCAAAACCCGGCGAAAGAAAGGCUACUGUCCACCGGGUGUCCCUCUCCCCCUGACUGCCAUCGUCUGCGAGGAUGAGUUCGAUUGCAAGGAACUGGAGUCUCUAUUCCAGAAUUACAACCUGAAGCUGGAACAGACGUCCACUCUCAAAGCCCUGGCGGUGCUAAUUAUCAUGGCAUCGACCCUGGCCGUGGUGGAGUUGCUGUCCGGUCCCAGUUUGACGAUCUCCAAGGGGUCCCAUCCAAUCCACAGUAUCAUCUUCGUUUCCCUGUUUAUAGUUACCAAUGUGAAGUACCUACAGGUCACACAGCUCCAGCAGAUCGUUAAUCUGACCCUGCUUUUCGGCUUCACCUUCUCCUUCCUCUGUUGUCCCUUCUCUCUCGGCGCAAUUGGCAUUGAGUCCCAGACGUCUCCGGAGCAGGGCUUGUGGCAGCUUAUGCUGGUCACAUUUGUCGCCUAUGCCCUCCUCCCUGUGCGAACUCUUUUAGCUAUAGUGUUUGGAGUAAUGGUGUCCAUCUGUCACAUUAUUGUAACAGCCACCUCGGUCACUGUCAAGACACCGGAAUUGUGGAGGACGCUCGUGGCCAACACAGCGCUGUUUACCAGUGUGAAUCUGUCAGGACUGUUUGUGCGUAUCCUGACAGAGCGAGCACAGAGGAAGGCUUUCCUUCAGGCACGCAACUGCAUUGAGGAGAGGCUCCGCAUGGAAGAUGAGAACGAGAAACAGGAACGCCUCUUGAUGAGUCUACUGCCCAGGAACGUGGCUAUGGAGAUGAAGGAGGACUUCCUAAAACCCCCCGAAAGGAUAUUCCACAAGAUCUACAUCCAGCGUCAUGACAACGUCAGCAUCCUCUUUGCAGACAUUGUUGGCUUCACCAGUCUUGCCUCCCAGUGUACUGCCCAGGAGUUGGUCAAACUCCUCAACGAGCUCUUUGGGAAGUUUGAUGAGCUGGCUACGGAGAAUCACUGUCGGAGGAUUAAGAUCCUGGGGGACUGUUACUACUGUGUGUCUGGACUGACCCAGCCCAAGACUGACCACGCCCACUGCUGUGUGGAAAUGGGCCUGGACAUGAUCGACACCAUCACGUCGGUGGCCGAGGCCACGGAGGUGGACCUGAACAUGCGUGUGGGCCUGCACACGGGCCGUGUUCUGUGCGGCGUCCUGGGUCUGAGGAAGUGGCAGUACGACGUGUGGUCCAACGACGUGACCCUGGCCAACGUGAUGGAGGCCGGGGGACUGCCUGGUAAGGUCCACAUCACCAAGUCAACACUGGAGUGCCUGAACGGAGACUACGAGGUAGAACCGGGCAACGGCCACGAGAGGAACGCUUUCCUCCAGAAACACGACAUCGAGACCUUCUUCAUCGUGCCAUCCCACCGACGGAAGAUAUUCCCAGGAUUGAUUCUCUCGGACAUAAAGCCUGCCAAAAAGAUGAAGUUCAAAACGGUGUGCUACUUACUGGUGCAGCUCAUGCACUGCAGGAAGAUGUUCAAGGCAGAGAUCCCUUUCUCCAACGUCAUGAACUGUGAGGAUGGAGACAAGGUACAUAAACUCAUGUGCGGAAGUGUGAGCUUGCGUGCAGAGGAGGAGAGGGACGGCAUGGAGAAGGUCAAAUUGGACAACAGGAGAAUCCUCUUCAACCUCUUGCCAGCGCAUGUGGCUCAACACUUUCUCAUGUCCAACCCCAGAAACAUGGAUCUCUACUACCAGUCCUAUGCUCAGGUAGGGGUGCUGUUCGCCUCCAUCCCCAACUUCAACGACUUCUACAUCGAGCUGGACGGCAACAACAUGGGGGUGGAGUGUCUGCGUCUCCUCAACGAGAUCAUCGCCGACUUUGAUGAGCUUAUGGAUAAAGAGUGCUACAAGGACAUAGAGAAAAUUAAAACCAUAGGCAGCACGUACAUGGCAGCUGUAGGCCUGGUCCCCACCAUUGGAACCAAGGCCAAAAAAUCCACUCACAACCACUUGAGCACAGUGGCAGACUAUGCCAUUGAGAUGUUCGAUGUGCUGGAUGAGAUCAACUACCAGUCCUACAAUGACUUUGUCCUGAGAGUGGGCAUAAACGUGGGUCCGGUGGUGGCGGGCGUGAUCGGGGCACGCCGGCCCCAGUACGAUAUCUGGGGCAACACGGUAAACGUGGCAAGCCGCAUGGACAGCACCGGAGUCCCCGGAAAGAUCCAGGUAACAGAGGACGUGUACCGCAUGCUCAAGUGUAACUACGACCUGGUGUGCCGAGGCAAGGUCAGUGUGAAGGGCAAGGGCGAGAUGCUCACCUACUUCCUGGAGGGCAAGGUGCAGGGCGUGGGCACGGCCACCACCUCCUCAGUGGCACGCUCCGCCAGCCUGGAGCGCCGGGCCCACUCCUGUGGCCGGGCCAGCGUCCAGGCCAAGCCGGGGAGCAUGUCGUCCGUGGCCAGCUUCACCGUGCGCGCCAGCAUGGGCACCAUCCAGGCAGCCACUGGCAACAGCAGCCCCAGCCCGGCUCCGUGCGUUACCUCGUUGUGCGUGCCCACGGUGGGAGAGGUGGACGAGGAGGAGGAGGAGGAGACGCCGGUGGACGGGGCGAUGGUGUAGGGAGCGUGGCGGAGAGCAGGCGUAUCGCUCAGGAGGCCGCCUGACCGCUCCUUGCUGGUGGUUCGGUCCAUCCGACCUUUCCAUGCGGGUUCUGGGACACUGGGACAGUCCACUUAGUGAAAACGAAAAAAGGGGGGGGGGGGAUGCCGUUUUCAGGGCUGGCAGGAGCUGGUUUUACAGAUGGUAAUGCUGUUCAGUGUCACCCGUGAUGGCUGUGGUACUUGCUUCUGUAACAGGGUGAGGGGGGG